UCCCUGGGUCACCUGUAAAAAACUCAAAAAAAAACAAAGCGAACGACGGGUAGUUUAGUUCUGCCGCAAUAUUUCCACCAUGAUCAUCACCAACUUUGACCCAGAGAACAUUGAGGCUCGCCACAUUGUCGGGGCACUCUCGGCCCUAUACGUCCUGUGGUAUGUGCUCUCGGCCAUCCGGGUAUGGCACAGACUCCGCAACGUCCCGGGCCCGGCGCUGGCGAGCUUCUCGCACCUGUGGCUCGGGGGCCAGCACCUUCGGGGCGAGAUCGCGACGGCGCUGCGGGGCCUGCAGCGGUACGGCCCCGUGGUGCGCAUCGGGCCCAACGAGGUCGUGACGGACGACCCGGACAUACUGGCGCACAUGGCCGGGGUGCGCAGCGGGUACGGGAGGCACAGGUCGUUCCGCGAGGGCGUCAAGUUCCACCACCGCCAGGACGCCAUGCUCAACAUCCUGGACCCCAAGCUGCACGACCGGGUCAAGGGCCGGACCGCGGCGGGCUACAGCGGGCGCGACAACCCGGACUUUGAGCGCGCCCUGGACUCGCAGCUGCUGAGGCUCAUCGAGCUCAUCCGCGCCAGGUACCUCUCGGCCGGGGGCGCCGCCACCAGGCCCGUCGACUUCGCCCCGCUCACGAGGUACUACACGCUCGACGUCAUCACGCGCCUGGCGUACGGCCACGAGUUUGGCCACCUGGACGAGGGCACGGACAAGUACGGGUUCGUGGGCGAGGUCGACCGCGCCCUCAAGAUCGUGGCCCUCAUCCGGGCGCUCCCCGCCUUUCGCGCCCUCGCCUUCUCGGAUCUCGGCUUCAGGCUGAUGGGCCCCAAGCUGACGGCCAAAAGGGGCCUGGGGAAAAUGAUGGCGGUCGCCCACAGCCUCGUAGACCGCAGGUUCGAGCCAGACGCUGAGAAGCGCAACGACAUGAUGGGCUCGUUUAUCAAGAACGGGCUGUCGCGGGACGAGUGCAAGGCCGAGGGCAUGCUGCAGAUCGUGGCCGGCUCGGACGGCACGGCGACGACGAUCCGGGGCACCAUGAUGUACCUCAUGUCGACGCCGUCGGCGUACUGCCGGCUCAAGCGCGAGAUCAGGCACGCGCUCGACUCGGGGCUCGUGGCCGGCAGCCCCAUCACCAUGGACGAGUCGAGGCGGCUGCCGUACCUCAACGCCGUCAUCAACGAAGGGUUCCGCAUCAAGAACCCGCUCACGCUCGGCCACUUCAAGGUCGUGCCGCCGGGCGGUGACACGGUCGGCGGCGUCUUCCUGCCGGGGGGCACCGCCAUCGGCCACAACUCGGUGGCGCUGUCGCGCAGCCCCCGCGUCUUUGGCGAAGACGUGGACGUGUUCAGGCCCGAGCGCUUCGCCGACGCGCCCGAGGAGGAGCGCGCGCGCAUGGAGAGGGCGCUCGACAUCAUGUUUGGGGGCGGGCGGUGGACCUGCGCGGGCAAGACGGUGGUCAAGAUGGAGCUUCAAAAGACCGUUUUCGAGCUCCUCCGGUGGUUCGAUUUCCAGUUUCUCCACCCAGAGAAGCCAUGGGAUGAGACCACCAACAUCACCUUCUCGCACUGGAAUAUGUGGAUGAGGAUAACAGAUGCCAAGUGGUGA
Molecule: messenger RNA, 1606 nt
Organism: Gaeumannomyces tritici R3-111a-1
Lineage: Eukaryota; Fungi; Ascomycota; Sordariomycetes; Magnaporthales; Magnaporthaceae
Exons: 4
Coding region: 80-1606 (508 amino acids)
Molecular function (GO): oxidoreductase activity, acting on paired donors, with incorporation or reduction of molecular oxygen; heme binding; monooxygenase activity
Source: RefSeq, a predicted model, not a curated record